UUGUUACGCGUCGUUUUGGCUAUGGCGGUGAGAAAAAGGAGCGCUGCGGAGCGCGACCGCGGCGGAGGCGACGGCGAUCGCACGGAAUCCUCGUCGCUCUCGUCGAUCGACGACAUGGCCUUCCCCAAUCUGUCGCGUAAGUACGCGAUCGAGUACCAGAUUGGCGAUGGCGGCCAGGGCAGGGUUUUCCAGGUGAGGCGGCUGAGCGAUGGGCGGCUGUUUGCGUGCAAGAGCGUGAGGGUGGAGGAAUCCCGCGAGCUCGAUCUGGUGCGGCAGGAGGUGUCGAUCAUGAAGCUGAUCCAAGGCAACGGCGGCGUGAGAUUUCGAGGCGGCGGUGGUGGAGGAAAGGGGAUUCCAGGUGGAGGAGGAGGUGGUGGUGCCGUGAGCCUCGUGGAGGGAUUGCACGCUCUGGGGAUUAUCCACAGGGAUCUCAAGCCUCCAAACAUCCUCCUCUCUAGGGACUCCUUUCCAUACGACGUCAAGGUUGCCGACUUUGGGCUCUCGGUGGCGUCCACCGGUGGUAAGCUGGAUCACAUCGUUGGAACAACCAAGUACUUGGCCCCCGAGGUGGUGAGGGACAGUAGAUUCGACCAGGCGGUGGAUAUAUGGGGACUGGGGCUCAUCCUCUACGAGGCGCUGUCCGGGUUGACGGCCUUUGCGGGGCUCGACUCGGAGUUCGUGCUCGAGAGGCUGAGAUGGGUCGACAUGCCGGCUGAUAUGCUCGACUGGUCCGGCGUCGGGCUGGAGGCCAAAGAGCUGAUUCUGGGGAUGCUGUGCCUGGAUCCAAAGAAGCGCUUGACGACGCAGCAGAUUCAAACGCAUCCUUGGGUGCUCAAGCACACGGAGGAAGGUGGCUUUGUUCCCAGGACGAGGAUUGUGAAGCUCAAGCGGCUCAACGGCAAGUGGGUAUCAGAUCGAGGUGGUAGUGCCCAGCAGCAGCAGCAACAGCAACAGCAGCAGCAGCAGCGGCAGCAGCAGGAAAGAAAGAGGAAGAAGAUUGAAGAAGCAACGAGGUCAUACAGGAAGCUGAGACUCAGGUGUGUAAAUGGUGCGUGGCAGGUUGUAAAGCCGUGUCCAGUUGCGGGGUAGAAGCCAUCCACAGAGCUCGAGUCCUACCUCCGAAAGGGAGUAUUGUUGGUGGAAUCGGGUAACUCGACAACUCUUGUUGUAAGUUACUGAUGAACUUGCAGCACAGGGGAGCCCUCGCCGCGCCUCGCCUCGCAUCACGGAUCGGAACACCUUUGACAUGUUUUUUGUGUCGAUCUGUGAGAAAAGCAUGCGGGCGGGCUUCCUCUCCGGGGCUGUGCAGCGAGGAAUGCAACGUUGUUCCUUACAGCAGCAGCGGCGGCAAAGCAAAACAGUGCUGCCGUGUCGCUUCGUGUAAAACGCAAAGCGCGCAAGGUAUUGAAUUGUAUCGUCAUUUGGAAUAUAUGAUGCUGUUUUUAUUUCCUCCGUAUACUUGCAGAUUAUAAGCUAAAGCCACACAUAAAGGGAAUCAAGUGGGGUUUUUCUUUUCCUUUCGUUUUUUCAUAAGUUCUUUGUUUUGCUUGCAGUUCCAGCGAUAUCUGUGUGCUCGUGUAAACAUCUUUCUAAACUAAAUGACACAGUUUCGGGCUCUUUCUACAUUGAAAGGGUGUGGCUGUCAA
Molecule: messenger RNA, 1646 nt
Organism: Selaginella moellendorffii
Lineage: Eukaryota; Viridiplantae; Streptophyta; Lycopodiopsida; Selaginellales; Selaginellaceae
Product: calcium-dependent protein kinase 19
Exons: 3
Coding region: 22-1089 (355 amino acids)
Biological process (GO): protein phosphorylation; mitotic DNA damage checkpoint signaling
Cellular component (GO): nucleus; cytoplasm
Molecular function (GO): protein serine/threonine kinase activity; ATP binding
Source: RefSeq, a predicted model, not a curated record